ACGUGGGGGCCGUAUGUUUGACACCCCUGGUCUAACUGGUGUAACUGGUCUCUCUGCCUCUCAAUUGUCUAACUGGUCUUUCUGUCUCAGGUGGUACGUUCUGGAUGCACAGACCACCGACCUAGUUGCGAUCCACACUGACGGGAAUGAGCAGCUGUCAUUGAUGCGUUUCUCUGUCGAUGGCAGUCUGUUGGCUGUUGGAUCUCAUGAUAACUUUAUUUACCUCUACACCGUCUCAGAGAAAGGACGCAAGUACAGCCGCUACGGGAAGUGCACGGGACAUUCCAGCUACAUCACACACCUGGACUGGUCACCUGACAACAACUUCAUCAUGUCCAACUCUGGAGACUAUGAGAUCCUCUAUUGGGACGUUCCAAACGGUUGCAAACUGAUCAGAAAUCGUUCUGAGUGUAAAGACAUCGACUGGGCGACCUACACCUGCGUACUGGGAUACCACGUGUUCGGUGUGUGGCCCGAGGGUUCAGAUGGCACCGACAUCAACGCUCUGAUCAGAUCUCACAACAGGAAGGUGAUCGCUCUGGCCGACGACUUCUGUAAAGUUCACCUGUUUGCCUACCCAUGCUCCACCCCUAAGGCUCCAAGCCACAAGUACAGCGCACACAGCAGUCAUGUGACCAACGUCAGCUUCCUGUAUAACGACAGUCACCUGAUCUCCACUGGGGGUAAGGACACCAGCAUCAUGCAGUGGCGUUUGGUGGAGAAGUCUUCGCUCUCUCUCACCGACGGCCUCUUAUCUAACUCUGCCCCCCACCGGGUGGACCCCAUCUUCGCCCUGCCUCCUCCCGUAGCAGCCACGCCCACACGGGACCCCGUCAUUCCUCCGACGGCCAAUGGAACCCAAGAACCCUGCCCAGACACCCCACCUCCUACAAAGCUAGCCCCGCCUACCUCUGAGUUAACCCCGCCCCCCUCAGACAGCACGGUGAGUCUGAAGGACAGCCUGGAGCCGAGUGAUGACACGCCCAGUGAUGACACGCCCAGUGAUGACACGCCCAGUGACGAAGGGCUGCCCCCCCUCACCCCCCCCUCAUAGUCAGACAUGCUGCCUUUUUGAGGUACAGGCUGAGUUUCACACCUUGUGAGGACAUUUUUACAAAGACGUUUUGUUUGUUCCUCAAGUUGUGUUGGACCUUUAAAUUUCAGGGUUCAGACUUAGUCUUAAGGUUGGAAUCAGGUUUACAUUCAGUUUAUGUGGGUUAGGCAUGUAGCUAGUGAUGGUUUAGUAAGAGUUAAUACAAUAUGAUACAUAACUCAGUCAAAUCACAGAGGAUACACAUGAAACAAGUAUUGAUAUCAUUCAAUGUGACUUACACUUCCGGAGGACAUCUGUGAUGUCCAUCCAGAAUAAAUGCUUUAGAACUUGAGAAUCAUCAUGUUCUUAAUUUUCUGCUGAUCAGAGAUCAUUCAGCAGACAUUUAAUGUUGUUUAAUGUCUCCAUUUAACAACAUUAAACGUUUAAUUUCUCCAUCAAACGUUUAAUUUCUCCAUCAAACGUUUAAUUUCUCCAUCAAACGUUUAAUUUCUCCAUCAAACGUUUAAUUUCUCCAUCAAACGUCUGAUCUCUCCAUUAAACGUCUGAUGUCUCCAUCAAACGUUCGAUGUCUCCAUCAAACGUUCAAUGUCUCCAUCAAACGUCUGAUGUCUCCAUUAAACGUUUAAUUUCUCCAUUAAACGUCUGAUGUCUCCAUCAAACGUCUGAUGUCUCCAUUAAACGUUUAAUUUCUCCAUCAAACGUCUGAUGUCUCCAUUAAACGUUUGAUGUCUCCAUUAAAUGUUUGAUGUCUCCGUCAAACGUCUGAUGUCUCCGUCAAACGUUUGAUGUCUCCGUCAAACGUUUGAUGUCUCCGUCAAACGUUUGAUGUCUCCGUCAAACGUUUGAUGUCUCCGUCAAACGUCUGAUUUCUCCGUCAAACGUCUGAUUUCUCCGUCAAACGUCUGAUUUCUCCGUCAAACGUCUGAUGUCUCCGUCAAACGUCUGAUGUCUCCGUCAAACGUCUGAUUUCUCCGUCAAACGUUUGAUGUCUCCGUCAAACGUUUGAUGUCUCCAUUAAACGUUUGAGGUCUCCAUUAAACGUCUGCUGAAGUUUUACUUAAUGUGAAAAAAUAGAAUCAAGAGUUCUCAGUGGUCCAGGUUUAAUGGUUGCUUUAAGGCGAGGCCAUGCGUUGUCAAUGAGGGUCCCCAGAAGUAUACAAGUACAAAAGUGUGUGUGUGUGUGUGUGUGUGUGUGUUUGUGUGCGUUGGGACUCAAACCAGUGUCACAUGUUUUUUUCUUAUCAGUCAGCUGUUAAAAUCCACUUUCCUUCAGUUUAAUCAAACGCGGUGUCACAGUUUGAAACACCUGGAGAGUCUGAUUCACCUGAGGAAAGACUGGAAGAGGAGCAGUUACCUGUCAUACCUGGACAUUUACUCUCAUCCUUUAAACAGUUUGAAAAUCUCUCCUUGGUCCAGAUGUGCUUUCUACUGCAGAGAGCAGAGGCCUGGAACACAGGUGUGACAGGUGGCUAUCAGGUAACUUGUUCUCCUCCAAUAAGAGUCGAGCAGUUGAACAGGAAGUGAACCUGCAAGUCUUGAAUGUCUUUUAGAAACUGGUUGUUUUUUAAAUUUGGUUUAAUAAUUCGUUGGCUAUAAAAAAAAAAAACUAACGAUGUUUUAUCAGUGUCUUAUAAUGAAAAAUACCUUUAACGAUUAUUGAUUAUAAGUUUCUAAUGAAUAUUGAUCAAAGCAAUCAUGUACGAUGAGCUGCACACAGAUUCUCACAAUUUAUAACAGAAAAGUCAAGUUUCAUUCACUCAUUUGACUUGACUUUGUUGCUCUAUUAUUUUGUUUAACUGCCAAACUCAAUACUUAAUUACAAUAAUUCAAUUGAAAUUGAAUACUUCUAACUGAUUCACAAUAAAAGCCCUCCAGUGAGGAGACAGUACUGUGGAAGGUGUUUAAUGUAAAUCAUCCAAGAUAUACACAGUACAAACCAAAGAGAAGAGAGUAAAGUUAAACUACUGCUCCCAAGGUGCAUUUCACUAAGAGACAUCCAAUCACACAGCUCCACAUUCUAAAUGUUGAUUUAGAUCUGGUUUAAUCAUUAAAUCUUUUAGCACCAGUCAGGUCCGGUCUGGAAAACCCAUUUGUUGGAUCUGUUUUGAGAACCUCAGACCUCAGACAGGUGAGCUUUCAGUACAGAAUGUCUGGAGAUCAAGGAUGAAAUAAACAGGAAGUAAACAGAAUGCAAACACAUGACAUCGAUCUCCAGAGUAAAAACUGUGACUCAAAUAUUUUUUAAUAGUCAGAAGUGGAUCAGAUGGAGACAGACAAUCUGUUUGUAUAUACUGCAGAUAUCUGUAUAUUUCUGUUCACUCCUCAGCUACACUGUAAAAAUCCCAUUUAACGCUCACAUCUCUCAGCCAAUCUGGUCACAGGAAACACUUGAGAACCUCUCCCCUGAUUGGCUAGAUUCAGUGACUCACUGAAUGACUGCUGAUGUUUGUUUUUAUCUCUUCUGGACCAUUUCUGUUCAAAAUGUAAUCUGAAUGUCAUGAUGACGUCACUCCGGAUGGGGGGUGGGGCCUUUCAGUGGAAGACAGGGGGUGCGGGUCAUUAAUGUUUUUGCCUUUUUAAUACUCUUCAUCUUUCUUAUGCUCGUCUCUCUGAAGGGAUGGUUUUGAGUUUUGGGACUCACUGGAUGUCCAAGGAGGGACGGUGCCGGGGGGGGGGGGGCAUGUGGGGAUUUCUGGAUUCAAGCGUUUGUUUAUUUUACAGUGUUCAGUAACGACAUUGAUACCCAUGAUGAUGAUGAUGAUGAUGACAAUAUUCAUGUGACUGUUUUGAGCCAAUGUAUUCUUCUGUGAUGCAUUCCUGUCAGACGGCAGACUGUACUGAAGAUUUCAACAAAAAAAUGCAAAUAAAUGUUUUAAAAACUGACAA
This is a messenger RNA of Anarrhichthys ocellatus (wolf-eel), 3940 nucleotides long. RefSeq names its product echinoderm microtubule-associated protein-like 4. Gene Ontology annotation, molecular function: microtubule binding. The transcript has 6 exons. Lineage: Eukaryota; Metazoa; Chordata; Actinopteri; Perciformes; Anarhichadidae. Gene Ontology annotation, biological process: microtubule cytoskeleton organization. The record is from RefSeq and is a predicted model, not a curated record. Gene Ontology annotation, cellular component: mitotic spindle. The coding region runs from base 14 to 1054 and encodes 346 amino acids.